Messenger RNA from Schistocerca nitens (vagrant locust), 2928 nucleotides. RefSeq lists its product as uncharacterized. Bases 593 to 2671 code for a protein of 692 amino acids. NCBI's taxonomy places the organism in Eukaryota, Metazoa, Arthropoda, Insecta, Orthoptera, Acrididae. The record is from RefSeq and is a predicted model, not a curated record. The transcript has a single exon.
CGUCUCCUACCGCGCCAGGGAGCGGCUCUCGGUCGCCGGCAUCGACGACACGCUGGAGCGGAUCCGCGCCGAGCGCAGCGCGGCCGGCCUGGGCGUAGGGGCUGGCGCGGGCGAGGCGUUUGCCGACCGCUACCGGCGCAGCCACAUCCCCGCCGUGUCGCGCUUUCCCCGGCGCUCCGCCUCUUUCACCCAGGACUACGACUACGGCCGGAGGGCCUUCGACAGCACCGCACGCGCGGACGCCCAGGAGCACAGGCGCGGCGAGGCGCACUCCGCCACCUCGCCGGAUAGGUCAGUGCUAGGAAAAUUUCUGCGCCAAGACUCACACCAGCCCGGCGGCCCUGUUCCGGAAGAGAAGACUGGUAGCACCACUUCGGAGUCCGCCGCCGCCAUCUCCGACGGAGUGGAUGCCGUGACGAGGAAAAAGACACGCAAGAUAUCGCGGUUCUUGCGCCCCGAUUUCUUCGACACGCCCAGAGAGGAAAGCGUGUACGCCAAGGAGAAAGAGGCUCAGAAAUCGGCGGAGGCGGAAGCUAAGAAGGCGAAGAGGCUGGCUAGGCGAGCUGCUCUGCUCGAGAAGAAGCAGGCAGAAAUGUCUAAGGAAACGAAAUCUGAGACCAAAACGCCCGACGGCCCAGCAGUCGGCGCCCCCCAGCAGAGUCCUGGUGACGCGCCAGCUCCCGAGUCUAGCGGUGUCGCCAACGGGAAACCUGAAACCGGUAAGAACCGCUUCCUGCAUUCGCUCGAGAAGAAACUGGAGAAGCUCCGUUCUGGCGGUGGAGACACCGCAGUGUCGAGUCGCGUGGAGCAGGCCAUCAACUCGCUGAGGAAGCAGAGUGCGACGACUGAUGUCCCGUCUGAGUCCGCACUGCUCAAGCGCGCCGUCUCUGUCGACGACGUCCGACUUCCGUCGUCCGCGAGACCCGUCUCGUCGGUGCUCGGACUGCUGCGGCGAAUGGAGGGUUCCUCAGGUAGGCGGACGCAGUCUGUGUAUGCUGGCGCCACGAGCGAUACUGUGCUAUUGGGUGACUGCGCCGCCAGAGAAAAGCAGAAGCCCGAGAGGAAGAGAAAGGACGCAAGCACGACAGCCUCUCUGCACAGUGCCGAGCCCUCGGCAGACCAACUUUUACCGGCAGUUGCCGGUGGAAUCGGGACUAAGAGGGAUCACAAGGUGCAGCCGAACAAGAGCACCAGGAAGGACGACAUCUCUGACCAAACUCAAUCUGACGGGAAGCGACAGACACAGAAGAUUCCCUUUGGGGACCAAUGUAACCGUAAAAAGGAAAACGUGGGCGUUCAAAACCCAUAUUCAGAAGAUAAAAGUGUCACUAAGGAUACAUCUACGAAUGACAAGUCAUCAAAAACAACAGAAAACGCAAAAUCAUCAUCAUGUGUAAGUUCCUCAAUCUCAGGAGCAGCCAAAUGUAACGAGAGUUCCAACACACGUGAUGUGCUGACAUCAUCUACAGGCGCCCAUCGCCAGUCAGCAAUCAGCAAUGCCCCUCUCAAGGUGAAAGAAGAAAACAUUUCCAAAACUAAAAGUCAAAACGCGAAGGAUAACGACGCUCUCACAUGCCCAAAUGCUGAAACAACUACAUCGGAACAGAAGAGUAUCAUCACCAAGCGAGCUCCCAACCAGAAAGCACAAUAUAACAAAAUAAAUGAAACUGUCAGACCUCUCUUGAGAGACGAUAAUUACAGCUGCAGUAGUUACGCCACUGGGAGUCCAGGAUAUGUGCCACGACUAUCGAAAGACAGUAGCAACGCCAUUGCUGCAGGGAACCUGACUCCUACAGAGUCAGUUAAACGCCAACUCGAACAAGAAGGGAAUAUAUUCAAUGAUGUUUCAGCAAACUGUAACCGGAGGGAUAUGGGGAAGCUCACACUAAAUUUACCAAAGAUAGAGCUGCAAGGCACCAACCACUACUCUCAUCUAAGUCCUCUUGGCCAGGAGGAUUACGCAUCAACACUAUCACCCGCGGACGAGUCGGAAAGCAUUGAUUCUUGGUCCCUUUGCUCCGAUUUGGAAAGUCGUGAUUUCUCCCUGUCCUCUUAUCCAAAGACGCCAUCUCCUGUACUGGAAGACGAAACAGUUGAAGAAAGGAUACGUCGCAAGAGUUUCUACACGCGGUUCAAUGAUAUAAGGAGGAAAAGUCACAGGAAAUCUUCCUCUGGACAUUUACUGGGGCUAAAAGAGAGUGUCUCAAGGAAGUCCAGCUUCUCAGAUGCGUCGUCGCUGGCUAUGCAUCCAAAGAAGGCCACACGCAGCCAGUCACUUUACAAUCCCAGCGAGAUAGAAGCAUUUACCGACAGUAAGGCCCCUACCUACGACUCGGGAUCAGUUAUGGAAGGCGUGAACAUCAUGAAUGCAACUACGCCAUCCGCACACACCAACACUGGGAUACUGCAGAAUGGAUGUGGCAAGAAGGAAUCAGCUCCCUCAGAUGCAGUUAACAGUGAUCGCGAUCCGCAGUUCGCUGCUUCAGCGCAGGACAGUGUCAGGCGUGAGAGUAGCAAGACCCGUCCUGAAAUUAAUGGCCAGAAAGAGGAUUCCCUUGAAAUCCGAACUGACAAUCAUAGAAUACCGACAGUUUCUCGAUCAAAACUGCCGACUCUCGACAGGAUGAAAAAGAGUGAAGUAGGUAGUGCUAAAUUCAAACCAAAUAAGUGAUAAGUGCAGCAUAACAAGAUCUAUUUAAAGUUGUUAAGAAUAAAAAUAUUACUUCGCACUGUGCAUUAAAAUAUUGUCUGCAACAGAAGAAUGGUUUGAAAACAAAUUGUUGACGUUGUUGAAUCCAGUACUCUUUCAAAUUUGAAAUAGAGUUUUUAUAUGCAAGUCAUUGUUUCUAAUUGUGAUAUUGGCUGUUAUAGAUUUGUCAGAUUUACAUUUCGAAGCGUUUCAUCAUCUACAGUCACAUGUGCUAAGAA